AGCAGGAGAAGCAGCAGCCGCAAGAAGUUAGAGAUCCGAUACAUACUAGGUUCCAUUGCAUCACACUUCAGUCACUCCCCCGAAACCAUCAAAUCACGCGAUCAUCUCUCAGUGACACGACCAUCAAAUCAUCCAAAGAGGAUAGAGAGAGAGAGUGAGAGUGAUCAGCAGCUGUAGAGAAAAAAAUUAUUAUAUUUAAUUCAGCUACUAAAAGCGAGUGAGCUAGAGGGGAAGCAAGCAAGCGGUCUUCUCGUUGCUGCGUCAAAUCAGUCGGGAAGAGCUUGCAGCUAGCGGGUGGAGGUAGAGGAAGAUCGAUUGCGAUGUCGUCGUCGUCCUCGUCGUCGGCGUCCUCGGCGGCGUCAGCGGCGUUCCGGCCGGCGGUGCGGCGGGAGGAGCAGCAGGUGGACGAGAAAUUCCCGGCGGCGGCGGCGGCGAUGCAGGAGCUGGUGGCGCCGCCGGCCGAGCAGGAGCAGCUCUGCUACGUGCACUGCCACUACUGCGACACCGUGCUCGUCGUGAGCGUGCCGAGCAGCAGUCUGUUCAAGACGGUGACGGUGCGGUGCGGCCACUGCAGCAGCCUGCUCACCGUCAACAUGAGGGGGCUCCUCCUCCCCACCACGCCGACGAGCGCCGCUGCCACCGUCGCCGCCGCCACCGCGCCACCACCUCCACCCCCGCCGCCGGCCGCCUCGGCCAAGCACUUCCCCCACUCUCUCAACCUCGCGCCCACCGGCAACCACCACUCCCUCCUGGACGAGAUAUCGAGCGCGAACGCCACGAGCAGCCAGCUGCUGCUGGAGCAGCACGGCCUCGGCUGCCUGAUGGCGAGUGCAGCAGCAGGCUGCAGGAACAACAACGCCCCGGCGCUGCGGCCGCCGCCACCGCCACCGCAGCCGGUGCCGGCGCCGGCGACGAAAGGGGCGAAAGAGCCGUCCCCCCGGACGAACACCGCCGUCAACAGACCUCCGGAGAAGAGGCAGCGCGUGCCGUCGGCGUACAACCGCUUCAUCAAGGACGAAAUCCAACGCAUCAAGGCUGGCAAUCCCGACAUCUCGCACAGGGAGGCCUUCAGCGCGGCUGCCAAGAACUGGGCACACUUUCCACACAUCCACUUUGGGCUCAUGCCGGAUCACCAGGGGCUCAAGAAGGCCAGCCUGCUUCCUCAGGAUCAUCAGAGAAAGGAUGGGCUACUAAAGGACGGGCUCUACGCAGCGGCGGCCAACAUGGGUGUUGCACCGUACUGAUUAAGCUUAGCUAGCAAACUGCAGCCAAGUAGAAUCAGAUCAAAGAAGUUGCCUGGCUACCAAUUAAGUUUAGCUCCUCAAUUAAUUAACUAGUUAAUGAUGUGGUACUGCCGUCUCGAUCUGUUGGUAUCACCUAGGUAGGUAUAAUUAAUCUGAUAUGGUCAUCUAGCUAGCUAGCUAAUUGAGCUCCAUCUGCUAGCUAGUUAAUUUGCUGAAUCUGAUACCUAUAUAUGAUGAUGAUGUUUUGUUCUGGUAGUUGAU
Messenger RNA from Oryza brachyantha (malo sina), 1505 nucleotides. RefSeq names its product protein YABBY 3-like. Bases 321 to 1244 code for a protein of 307 amino acids. NCBI's taxonomy places the organism in Eukaryota, Viridiplantae, Streptophyta, Magnoliopsida, Poales, Poaceae. Gene Ontology annotation, biological process: abaxial cell fate specification; multicellular organism development; regulation of leaf development. The record is from RefSeq and is a predicted model, not a curated record. The transcript is spliced from 7 exons. Gene Ontology annotation, cellular component: nucleus.